UGAGAAGUGAUCAGGACUAGGAAGAAGGCGUACCUCCUACUGUCCAUCUCACAUGGCCGGUGCUGAGCCGCGGGCGGUGACGUCGCCCUUGGGGUGCCAGCCUCCUCCCAGCCCGGGCCACCCUAGGAGGUGUCCGCUGUGGCCCUGAGCCUACAGUUCACGCCCAUGUCUUUCAGAUUUCUCGGCCUAUCACGGAACCGACUGCUGGACUUACCAUUAUUCUGAAAAGCCCAUGAACUGGGCAAACGCUAGAAAGUUCUGCCAACAGAAUUACACAGAUCUGGUUGCCAUUCAAAACAAGGGGGAGAUCGAGUACCUGAACAGGACCCUUCCCUUCAGUCGCACCUACUACUGGAUAGGAAUCCGGAAGGUAGGGGGCGUGUGGACCUGGGUGGGGACCAACAAGUCCCUCACGGCCGAAGCCGAGAACUGGGGAGAUGGGGAGCCCAACAACAAGAAGUCGAAAGAGGACUGCGUGGAGAUGUACAUCAAGAGGAGCAAGGACGCGGGGAAGUGGAACGACGACGCCUGCCACAAGCCCAAGGCCGCGCUCUGUUACACAGCUUCUUGCCAGCCCUGGUCCUGCAGCGGCCACGGCGAGUGCGUGGAAACCAUCAAUAACAACACCUGCGCCUGUGACGAGGGCUACUACGGGUCCCAGUGCCAGCUCCUGACGCAGUGUGAGCCCCUGCAGGGCCCAGAGCUGGGCACCGUGACCUGCGUCAACCCUCUGGGAAGCUUCAGCUACAGCUCGCAUUGUGUCUUCAGUUGCUCGGAGGGGACAGGACUCGUGGGGGUUGGAGAAACCACCUGUGGUCCGUUUGGAAACUGGUCGUCUCCUGCGCCCACCUGCCGAGCAAUUCCGUGUGAGCCUCUAACAGCACCUGAUUUGGGGACCAUGGACUGCAGUCACCCCCUGGACAACUUCAGCUUUAAGUCAGUGUGCACCUUCAACUGCUCAGAAGGAACUGAGUUAAUCGGGGAGAAGAGAACCACCUGUGGAUCGUCUGGACUCUGGUCGAACCCCAGUCCAGUCUGUCAAAAACUGGACAGGAGCUUCUCGCUGAUCAAGGAGGGAGACUACAACCCCCUCUUCAUCCCAGUGGCCGUCAUGGUCACUGCAUUCUUGGGGUUGGCAUUUAUCAUCUGGCUGGCAAGGCGAUUAAAAAAAGGCAAAAAGUCUCAGAAAAGCAUGGAUGACCCAUAUUAAGUCACGCCCUGGGACAGAAAGUUCUGGGAUCCCUGCGCACCCCCGGAUUCUUCCAAGCCUCCGUGAGAAGCUCCGCACAGCGCUGCCUCCUCCACCGAGAGGACCCGCGUCUCGCUCAGCGCAGCUGGAGCGCUUUCUACGGGACCAGCAGCUGCUUCUGCACCCCUGCCCCCUGCCCCCCCAGCCCUGCUGUGGUUUAUGUGGUUCAGUGUUUUAUUCCCUUUCCUGUGGAGAAACAAGCCCAAAGGGGAAAGGAUUCCGUGGAACAUAAAGACAUCCAGUGACCCUC
This is a messenger RNA of Miniopterus natalensis, 1499 nucleotides long. RefSeq names its product selectin L (gene SELL). The record is from RefSeq and is a predicted model, not a curated record. Gene Ontology annotation, biological process: cell adhesion; leukocyte migration. Gene Ontology annotation, cellular component: membrane. Lineage: Eukaryota; Metazoa; Chordata; Mammalia; Chiroptera; Miniopteridae.